GUCGAGAAUAUCGGCCCAUGUAAUUACGACUACAACUUCAAGUGUCAAGGCACUCGCACACUUUCCAGAAUUGCCAUACGUCAUGUCACCCACACUCUGUAUUGCGAAGUCCAUGAGACUCUCAUGCGCGAAGACGCGCUGUCCCGCCAUUGUACGCUGCCUAUCGACCGGUAGCACAUCUCCCUCCGAGCAGGGUUCCAAGAAGCUCAAAACCUUGACAAAGGAGCAACGAGAAUAUCUGUCGUCAGCUCUCCGUGUCAACCAAGCAGGAGAACUGGCGGCCACCCUCAUCUACACCGCGCAGACGCCUCCCAUAACGAACAGACAUCCGCAUCUUCGCCCUUUAAUGUCCCACAUGUACGAGCAGGAAGCCGCGCAUCUACGGACCUUCAACGGCCUCAUCCACAAACACCGAGUACGACCCACGGCGCUGUAUCCCCUGUGGAGCGUCAUGGCCACGGGCCUGGGAUGGGGCACAGCCGUCAUGGGGCGCGAGGCGGCCAUGGCGUGCACGGAAGCCGUGGAGACGGAGAUUGGGGGCCAUUACAACGCCCAGAUCCGAGAGCUGCUGGAGAUGAUCACGACGUGGAAGCAGGAGGGGUACGACGUGGGUAGCGAGGUGGAAGAGUUGGUCCAGACGCUGAGGAGGAUACGGGACGAGGAGCUAGAGCAUCUGGACCAUGCGGUCGAGCACGACGCCAAGAAGGCUGAGCCGCAUUGGCUGCUGACCAACGUGAUACGGGCUGGUUGCAGAGGAGCCAUCUGGGCGAGCGAGCGGGUUUGAUCUAAUCGGGGCCAUGUUUCGCACGUGUUUAUGUAUAUAUAGAUGUACCAACCCUUUUGUAGUACCAU
Messenger RNA from Emericellopsis atlantica, 852 nucleotides. Its product is annotated as demethoxyubiquinone hydroxylase. Gene Ontology annotation, molecular function: 3-demethoxyubiquinol 3-hydroxylase activity. NCBI's taxonomy places the organism in Eukaryota, Fungi, Ascomycota, Sordariomycetes, Hypocreales, Bionectriaceae. The transcript is spliced from 2 exons. The coding region runs from base 83 to 784 and encodes 233 amino acids. The record is from RefSeq and is a predicted model, not a curated record. Gene Ontology annotation, biological process: ubiquinone biosynthetic process. Gene Ontology annotation, cellular component: mitochondrial inner membrane.